Molecule: messenger RNA, 822 nt
Organism: Pisolithus orientalis
Lineage: Eukaryota; Fungi; Basidiomycota; Agaricomycetes; Boletales; Pisolithaceae
Exons: 4
Coding region: 65-595 (176 amino acids)
Biological process (GO): protein import into mitochondrial matrix
Cellular component (GO): TIM23 mitochondrial import inner membrane translocase complex
Source: RefSeq, a predicted model, not a curated record
AGCGUAGGUCCUCUUCGUAUUUUAGAGUUAUCACAUCGUCGUCGGUGCCGUAGUUAAUAUUAUCAUGUCCUCACCCAGGGUCAUCGUGCAAAUACUCAUUACGGGUGCACAAAUAUUCGGAAAGGCAUUUUACGAGGCAGGAAAACAAGCCGUGAAAAAUGCUAAACAUUCGCCGCAGGGCGGUAUAGCUUCUGACAUUACCGGCGUCCGCAAUGCAACGUCCACGUCUGUAACGGACAAGUUGACCCGAGAACAUCGUAUGACACUGGACGAAGCCCAUCUCAUAUUAAAUGUCAAGCGGGGAGAGGCUAUGGAGCAAAUACUCAAGAACUAUGAGCAUCUCUUCAAAGCGAAUUCCCCACGGCCUGCUCCAGAACCAGCAGCAGGCAGCCCACGGACGGGCAAACAACCUACGGCACCUGUAUACCCCCAUUAUCUGCAGUCGAAAGUAGUCCGCGCGCGAGAACGAAUAGAAGCAGAAGUAAAACUCACGCAGGAGGGAGCCGCUAGGUCAGCUGGUGAAAAUAAUCAAGCGUCUGGCACCGCGAACAGCAAGCCAAGUUCACCAGAUACAGGAUCAAGUUCACAAGCAUAGCGUCCUCUGACGUAUUCUUUCUCGUUGACCUCAGAUAGAGAUGCGGUUUAUAAAUAUCCCCAUUCCCUCAUUUAUUCAUUCCAUGCAUAUUACGACAGACAGUAGUCACUAAUGAACAUACAGUGCACAGGCCUCUAUGGCGCAGGCAAUGACUGUGCCCCCUGUCACUAAGCACAACUUGACCGCCCUGGAGGUAGACCAGACUUCUUCCAGGACUCUUUACCGUG